AUGAGUUUAUCUAUGUUAAAUUAUUUGUCGAUGAAAAGAGAUGAAGAUUUUCGAUUUACAUUGAAUGAACAACGUUUAAAAUAUAUUCGUGCGAGAUACAAUGAAAUCUAUCCAAAAGACAAUAAAGAAUUUACUGAAAAUCAAUUGAAGAAACUAACGUUGAAAAAACUGGCUGCAGAGUUAAACAUUCUAGAAGAUGAAACGAAUAUGGAAUUUGUUGAUAUUUGCAUACGAGAAAAGACAGAGCCAGACGCAAUAGAUGAAUUAAGAGAAAAAUUCAAAGCUAUUGAAUCCACAUUACCAUCUGAAACACCCACUACUGCUCCUUCUCCGCCUCUCACUACUACCCAUACAGUCACGCAUAGUACUGCUUCUGUUUUCCCUUCCAUUAAACAGUCACCAACAAACACUCAGCGUUCGGCGGAACCAGUGAAGCUGAAAGAUGAUGAUCUGCCUGAGAAAAUUGAUCAAAUCACAUGUCUAAUCUACAAAAACCUAAAUCGACCAGAAGUUGAUGAUUUUAUCGAGAAAUUCUUAUUUCAACAAGUACAACAGCAACUGCCACAAGGAAACACGCAAUCCGGAAGUCGUCCUCGUACCGGUACUCACAUACGUGUUUCACCAAAAGGAACAAUAUUAGAUCUUUUUGUUCGACAACAGCUUGCAGAUAGAAAUCUUAUAACGUGUCCAGGUGAACGUACUAAAUUUCGACUUGUUGAACCAGUUAGCCUCACUGAUGAGUUUUCUACCUGGACAUACGAUAAUUUUGAACAACUGUUUGACUUUUGGUUGACACUUGAUCAACCAAAUAAUCAACCAUUUCCAAAUCGAUGGCAGUUAGGAAGUGACGCUGUAAUUAACUAUAGAAUCAUUAGCGAUGAAACUUCAUCAUCAUUUUCAACGACACAAAUUAGACGUCCAAGUAGCAAGUCUCUUGACGCAUUUAUUCUUGAUAUUUGUGCGAUAGAAGAUAAUAAUAUGUAUACAAAUUGGUAUGAAUCAUUGUUUUUUAAAGAACAGAUAACAACCUAUUCACAUCUAAGUAACCUGACUGAAAAAGAAUGGGAUGGUAUUAAGUCAUUGACAGUAAAUACAUUGAAAACCAUCAGAUUCUAUGUGGAUCAAGAAAAGCAGCUGGGUGCAGUACGAAGGAAAAAGACAAAUGAAGAUGAGAGUAAAGAACCUGAACUUACUCGUUGUGAAUUAUUGGCAAAACUGCAUAUGAUUAAACUGUAUAUUACUCGUCAACUAGAACAUGUCAAAGGAAUCAGAGAUAUUCCGCAGUUGGAACAUGAAUGUGUUGAAGGAGCAUUUGAAGAGAUGCGUAAAGAAGGCUACGAAGAUGACGGCCUCUUUGAUAGCAUGAAAUUGUUCUUUCAGCCUUUAACUAUUAGCGAUGAUGAAUUAAAAAUAUCCGAUGCAGAAAUAGAGAAAGCUAAUAGAGGACAGGUAGAACAGCAAAAAAAAUUGGAACAGGCCAUUAAUAAAGCAAAUGAGCGUUUCAGCGAAUUAUACAAUCAAGUACAUGAUUGGUAUAAACUUAUUGCCGAAACGAAGCAAUCGGCUGCUCAAGAAAAGGCAGAGUACGAGAAAGAUAUGCAACAGAAGACUUUAUCGUACGAUACAAGAACAAAAUUAAAUUUACAGUGGCAAGAUAAAGAGAAACAGUGGAAAAAAGAAAUUGAUUUUUAUAAACAACAAAUUUUAACAGUUGAACAAGACAUGAAAAAGAUUGAAUCAACAAGUACUGAAACAGAGAAUUUACUUCGUACAGUUAUUAAAAAUCUGAAAACAUCUCAAACAGCAAUUAGUAGAAAGUUAAUUCAGCUACAUAGAGGUUUCAUCAUGUACGGACCACCAGGUACUGGAAAAUCAUAUUUAAUGAGUAAAUUAUCGAAAAAAAUUGGGAUUGCAAUGUUAGCACCAGCAUUAGCUGCCGGUAACCUCGAACGUUCAUAUGUCGGUCAGUCCGAAGCGCUUAUAUCAAGUCUAUGCAGACGUGCAAAUCGUCUCCCACAUUUAAUCUGUUGUCUUUCGAUUGAUGAAGUUGACUCACUAGCUCCGAGACGUGAUGAAAAAUCUUCAGAAGGAAAAGUGUCAAAAAUCAGUGUCCUUCUAAGUGUACUUGAAGGUGCUGAAAAUAUUCCGAAUCUAAUGUUAUUCUCAGCAACAAAUUUGUUACAUCGAAUGGAUGAAGCAUUUCUACGUCGUAUGACUGGAAAAUUUUUUGUCGGCCGCCCUUCAUCAGAAUCAAGAAAGAAGAUUUUAAGUAAAAUUCCAAAAACAAUACUAUCACCAAAAGUUUUGGAAGUGCUAGUGGUUGCUACAACAAAUUUUAGUGGCUCAGCUUUAUCUCGUCUUGUUAGUGAAAUUACAACGGAGCAUCGCUGUAAAAGGCGUCUAAAUCCAAACUAUGAAAUAACAGAAGAAUUGGCAUUGAUUCUAGCAGAUACAACAGCUAUUAAUUUUCAGUUAAAAAUGGGUCUCGAUACUCUACCACGACUGCAGUUGCGCAAUUUAUAUGAUAGAAAACAGCUGCAAAAUUCAAGAGUGGCCACUACUAUUACAAAUCAGAAAGAUGAAGUUAAUAAUUUGGAUGCAUUGCAUCUACCGAAAAAUGUAAUAUUCACCGGCAAAAUUAUAAUUAAUCUACAUGAUCGUUGUGUACGGAUUGAAGCUAUAAAUAUUGAUACCAAUCGAAAAUAUAUGAUUCAAGAAGACUUUCGUGAUACAGAGCAAAGUUUACAACAGCUACUUGAACGUGUAACAACAUAUGGAACAGAUAGAAACGUGCAACUUUUACAAUUGAUCGACUUAAACCUGCUCUCAUCGAAAGGUGCUAAUGAUGAACAAAAAGUAUCGGAAAUACUAAAAGAAUGCUACGAUGAAUCAGUUUCUUAUCGUCGUUCAAUGAUCGUGUACGAUCUUGAUUCACUUAUCGGUGUCAACAGAUCUGAAUCCGACAGUUCAACGGGUAUAUCUGAGAGUACAUCUGUUGUCAAUCAACGUAUCUAUCUCUAUGUUACAACUCGUUUCGGAGAAGCUAAAAUUGAGAAUAGUAACACAGACACAAAUUUAAGAACUGAGCGUUGGGCAAUAGCAAUUGUACGAGAUCCGUUUCUCUUGAAAAAGUUUACGAAUGAGAUUGGGUUUACUCUAACAGAUGCACAGCAAGAAGAUGAAGAAGAAGAACAUAGAAAAGCAACAGAAACAUUAGCAUGCGUAAAAUGUCGCGAUUACUAUAUUGAAAGCGAAAAUAAAAUGGGGCAGUGUACAUAUCAUGACGGAUUCAUUUAUGACAAUUCAAAUUUACAUUUGACAAAAUAUCGUCCUAGUGACGCUUUAGAAGCAUUAAAUCGCGACGAAUUUCUAGUUUUAAAUCAAAAAAUGGCAAAAGAGGAAAUGGAACAGCGUAAAACACGUAUGAAAUAUAUUUGUUGUGGUGCUAUACUUCAAACAGGUGCGCAAACUGGCGGCUGUAAAAAGGGUAAACAUGGUUUCAAUGAUUUACAAGCAAGAAAUAAUCGGUCUGAACUAGAAGAUGGUGACAUUAAAGUAUUUGAAGAUGCAUGUUUUGAAAACGUAAGAUACAAUCAAAGACAUAAUGAUCUAUUUGCAAAAAGAAGAUUUUAG
Messenger RNA from Didymodactylos carnosus, 3633 nucleotides. Lineage: Eukaryota; Metazoa; Rotifera; Eurotatoria; Philodinida; Philodinidae. The record is from the annotation of a GenBank genome assembly.